CAACACAACACCAACAAAAAAGAACGAACACCAACUGUUUCGUAGGAGAGAGACCACAGACGAUCCACCGACCAAAGAAAAGAAGAACCACAACAACCACAAUAACAGCAGCAGCAGCAUCAUCAUCAUGAACACGACCCGAACGAUUGCUCGCCACGCGGGUUUUCGCUGUGCCCUCUCGAGCCGUGGAGCCAACGCAAUGGCAAACCGCGUGGCCCGCGGCGGUGCAAACGCAAACGCAAUUGCCUUCCGGCCGAUCUCCACCGUGCACCGCGCCCUGGUUCGGGAACGAGGCCCCGGUCCUUCCGGCACCCACCGCCACCACGGCGGCGGCAGCGGCGUUCUCGCCCGGCCGGGCCGAAACGGCCGUUCCGUGGGGUCCCCCCGUUUCCCCCGCGCCGGGACCCCUUGCUUUUCGACCGCCGGCGGCGGGGGAGAUCUCGGGAGCGCACAACCGCCGCCGCACGAAACCGAAACCAAAACAGAAACAAACACAGAACCGGCCGGAUACGAUCCCUUCGACAUUACGAAAUCCUUUGGGGACACGAGCUACUACUUCCCGCCCCCGGAGGAAACGGACCCUUCGGCGCUGGCCGCCCGGUACGAGGGCAUGACCAACGAGGAGCUCAUGGACACGAGCACGAUUGCCCUGGAAGACGAGAACAACAACAACAACGACACAGGCACCACCGUUGCGUGGGGCGACGGCCUCAUGCACUCCCCGCCGGUCCGCGACAAGAACGCGGGCCUGCCCAGGGGCAGCCUGGUGGGGACCGUCGUGUCCACCAAGAUGCAAAAGACGGUGAACGUGGCCGUCGAUCGCUACCGGCUCCACCCCAAGUACCGCAAGCGGAUCCGGUACACCCGCAAGUUCAUGGCGCACGACGAGGACGAGGUCGCCAGCGACGGAGACACGGUCCUGAUCGUUCCCUCCCAGCGCAUCUCGAAGAAGAAGCACUUUGUGCUGAGGGAAAUCGUCCGGGCCAAGGGGCAGCUGUAGCGCGGUCCGGUGCGCUGCAGAGCAGAGCAAAGCAAAGCAGUUCCUUGCAGUGCAAUGCAGUGCAGUGCUCGGCGGAAGAGUGACAACACACGGCGGAACGGAUCGUUCUGGCCUUGCCGAUCCAUCAAUCUUCUACUAGUUCACGAGUUUAAUUCAUAUAAUGUAUCGAGUUUUCUUGGCAAUUUCACUAUCAGCAUGGUAGAACUAACACGGUUUCGAGAGCUUCCGUUCAAUACACGUGAUCUUGACAC
This is a messenger RNA of Pseudo-nitzschia multistriata, 1251 nucleotides long. NCBI's taxonomy places the organism in Eukaryota, Bacillariophyta, Bacillariophyceae, Bacillariales, Bacillariaceae. The record is from the annotation of a GenBank genome assembly.